UCCAUUUUAUGUCAUUAAUCAUGACAUUUACGAAUAUAAUAACUGAAUUUGAUUUUUCCUGUUUUUAACUUUAUUAUCAAUGUAUUAUUAUAGCCAGUUUUUGAUUUUUUUCUUUUAAGAAAUGUAAGGAACUAAAUAUGUUGAUUUCCUGACAAGAAGGCACCAUAUCACAUGAUAUUUGCUGCGAUCCUAAUAUGACAAGGUCUAUUACCAAACAUAAGUAAUUCGAGCCUCGUUGUUUGUCUUAUUUUGUUUAACUUCAAUGGUGUUCCAUCGUAAUCUUUGUCUAGUGAAUAUCAAGUUCAAGUUGAAAUGGUUCGAGCCAAUAGCUUGAUGGCAGGACAAGAGGGUGUGAAAACUCCGCACCGCAUUGAACUGUGUGAGGAGCGACCUGUCAGGCCUACGCGUAACUAUAGAAAGCGCAGGAUAAAUGUAACAUCACCAAAGACUGAAAACGUUAAAGUAAAGGAAGAAACUUUAAAGAAGGUUGACUUAAAAUCAAAGCCAUUGAAAACCAGUAACGGAAUCACAAACAUGACAAAUGGACAAUCGGUGCGUUCUAGGGCGGCCCGCGCGGCCGCCCGCGCUGCGGAAAGUCAUAAGCUUACUGAGUAUUUUAAGGAAGAGCUCAAAAGUCCCAAAGCGGAACCUCCUCAUUCCCCCCCACCCAUUGAGAAGACUGUCAAAACAGAUAAAGUUGCAAAUGGAAAUACUAAUCACAAGUUGACAGACUACUUUCCAGUAAGACGUAGUGUAAGGAAAACUUCAAAAUGCGUUAUGGCUGAGAAAAUGAGGGAUCUGGAAAGGGCUGUGAGAGAACAGAGAGAAGAUGGUUUACAAGUGGCGUAUUUCGAAGACAAGGGCCGCGGUGUGAUCGCAACUCGCCCAUUCGGCCGUGGACAAUUCGUGGUGGAGUAUGCCGGGGAGCUGGUUGGCGUGGCGGAGGCGCGCGAGCGUGAAUAUCUGUAUGCACAAGACCCAAACGCUGGUUGUUAUAUGUACUACUUUAGGCACGGAGAUCAACAGUAUUGUAUUGACGCCACAGCAGAAACAGGCCGACUGGGGCGUCUCGUCAACCAUUCUCGUAAUGGGAACCUCCUAACUAAAGCUGUUUGGGUGGACGGACCUCGGCUCGUGUUACUGGCCGCACAUGACAUCGUCCCCGGUGAAGAGCUCACCUACGACUAUGGUGACCGCUCUAAAGAGUCGCUACAGCAUCACCCAUGGCUUGCGCUCUGACGUGGGUACGCCUACAAAAAUCUCAAUUGGACUUAUAAUAAUUAUUUAUUAAUUUAGUUUUAGUUACUAUGAAGUUUGUUAGACAUUAUUUUUGUUUGAGGUUGGAACUUUAUUGUGUACUGUUAAGUAGUGAGACAUGUGGCCUAACAAUAUGAUAUGUGAACAGGGUGGAUGGUUCAUUCAAUGAUAAUACUGCCUUACGCCACUUAUAAUGGAUGAAAGUUGUUGGACGAAUUAAAAUUAAGGAUAUAGAAAAAAUAUUCUAGUACAGUCACAUACUAUAUUAGUCUUUUUCAUUGUCACAUCUAUAAAAAAGAAUUUAAAUUAGCAUAAUACAUCUUUUUCAUGUGACUGUACAUACAUUACUCACCAAAGCAGUUCUAUACUAUAUAUUUUACAUUUAAUUAUAAUAGAUCAUUCUGAGCAAGUAUUAUUAAAUAAAUAAUAUUAACUGUCUUGGUGGGUCAUGUUUCUCAAAGCUUGGUAUACGAAUGUACAAAGUUGUAAUUUGAUUUAUACAAUGUGAUUUCAUGGACAUUGUAUUAAUGAAUAUAUUAUUAAUACAAUGUCAAUGAAAUCACAUCCAUACAUUAUAUCUAUUGUCACUGUUGAAUAACAAAGUAAUGAUAAAUUGGUAUCAUUGUAUAUAAUUGUUAAAUCAAAUUAUUACUUGUUGAAACCAAAGCCAUGAAGUGAAUCGAUUGCUAUUACAACAUUGUUAGUUUUAAUGAAUGUAUUGAGAAAAGACAACUGAUUAUGUUAUCAGAAUGUUAUGAAAUAUAGAAUGAAAAAUGUAGGUAAUUACGCUUGAUGUAAUAUUAAUACAAAGCCACUAAACCUAAAGGCUAAGUCAAAGACGCUAAUCAUAUGGUACAAAGAAUGUACAACCAUAAGGAAGUACGACCAUCUACGCAAUUAAAACACUGGUUGAAAUUAAAUUCUCGAUACAUUUAAAAGUAAAUAAAACACCCGUUUUUCAAUUUGCAGGAAGUGAGAUUUUAUUUUAUAAUAAACUUAUGGGUAAUCUAUUUGGGAUUGUAAAGUUAACAAAAAUAUGUAACAAUAGCCUUUAGAUAAAUCCUGGUCAAGACAUCAA
This is a messenger RNA of Achroia grisella, 2335 nucleotides long. It is a transcript of the gene Set8, whose product is annotated as histone-lysine N-methyltransferase PR-Set7. The record is from RefSeq and is a predicted model, not a curated record. NCBI's taxonomy places the organism in Eukaryota, Metazoa, Arthropoda, Insecta, Lepidoptera, Pyralidae. Gene Ontology annotation, molecular function: histone H4K20 methyltransferase activity; protein binding. Bases 313 to 1239 code for a protein of 308 amino acids. The transcript is spliced from 6 exons.